Molecule: messenger RNA, 1835 nt
Organism: Cucumis sativus (cucumber)
Lineage: Eukaryota; Viridiplantae; Streptophyta; Magnoliopsida; Cucurbitales; Cucurbitaceae
Product: phosphatidyl-myo-inositol mannosyltransferase
Exons: 1
Coding region: 271-1734 (487 amino acids)
Molecular function (GO): glycosyltransferase activity
Source: RefSeq, a predicted model, not a curated record
UGUGGUACAGCAGCCUUGAACUGGAAGAAGCAAAAGCAAUGGAAAAUAUUCAACCUUUUUCAAUGGGAAAGGCCGCGAGAACCGCACUCUGGAAUUGAAACUCUAAAAAAAAACUCCUAAAACUCAUUUUCACUUUGCUUCAGUGCUUCCCCAACUCCCCCACUUUCCUUAAAACUUUUCUUCCAAAAACAAUUUCCAUGGAAUUCAAUUCCAAAAAAACACUCCAUCUUCUUCAUUUCUCAUCUCCCUAUCUCCUGUCCAUUCCCAACCAUGGCUUUCAAUUCCAAAUUCCCAAAGAAACCCACUGUUUCCCCCUCCCACUGCAAUCUCUGCACCACCCUUUUCUUCGUUGUUCUUUUCACCGUUCCCACUCUAUUUCUCCUCCAUACCUCCACCAUCUCCGUCUGCUCUCUCUCUGCCUCCACCACUCGUCUGAACUCAUGGUUCGGAGAUCUUCGCGAUGCUCAAUUUUCUUGGAAUCGCCUAGCUUUUGAUGAAGAUAAACCGCCACCUGUUGUUCUGAAAAUUGCUGUAUUUUCUCGGAAAUGGCCAAUCGGAACAAUCCCGGGGGGGAUGGAGCGGCAUGCUCACACGCUUCACACGGCUCUGGCUCGCCGUGGCCAUCGCGUUCAUGUUUUCACCUCACCUGUGUCUAACUAUGGCGUCGUUCAGAACCUCUCUUCUGAAACUUCAGCGCCGUACAUCCAUUUCCAUGAAGGCGAACCAGGCCGGUGGCGAUACAACAAAGCGUGGGAGCAAUACGAAGAAGAAAACCACCGAGAACCGUUCGACGUUGUUCACUCAGAGAGCGUCGCACUUCCUCACUGGUUAGCCAAACAGCUCUCGAAUCUCGCAGUUUCUUGGCAUGGGAUUGCCUUAGAGAGCUUGCAAUCGGACAUAUUCCAGGACCUAGCUCGCCGGCCGAACGAGCCGAUGUCGCCAGCCUUCAACAAGAACAUUCAAGGCGACGUCCCGAAGGUACUGAAUGAGAUCCGAUUCUUCAAAGAUUACGUUCACCACGUCGCCAUUAGCGAUAGUUGCGGAGAGAUGCUCCGAGAUAUGUACCAAAUUCCAAGCAGAAGAGUCCAUGUGAUCGUCAACGGCGUCGAUGAAGACGAUUUCCGAGAGGAUUUCAAAUUAGGGAAAGAAUUUAAGGCCAGAAUCGGUAUACCUAGAAACGCAAGUCUAGUCCUCGGAGUCGCCGGAAGAUUAGUGAAAGACAAAGGCCAUCCGCUACUUCACGAAGCUUUCUCCAUCAUCACAGAGCAACAUCCAAACGUCUACCUGGUGGUCGCCGGAGCAGGACCAUGGGAACAACGGUACAGAGAUCUAGGUCCUCAGGUUCUGGUAUUAGGAUCGAUGAGUCCGUCGGAACUCAGAGCUUUCUACAAUGCGAUCGACAUCUUCGUGAAUCCCACGCUUCGGCCACAAGGCCUGGAUCUAACUCUGAUGGAGGCUAUGGCGAGCGGAAAGCCGGUAAUGGCGUCGAGGUUUCCGAGCAUAAAGGGUACUAUUGUUGUGGAUGAUGAGUACGGGUUCAUGUUCGCUCCAAACGUGGAGUCGUUAGUAGAGACGCUGGAAGCGGUGGCUAAGGAAGGUUCAGAUCGACUGAGACAGCGGGGGAAGGCUUGCCGGCGAUAUGCGACGUCCAUGUUCACUGCCCGGAAAAUGGCUCUGGCAUAUGAGAGGUUAUUUCUUUGUAUUAAAGAUGAAGCAUUUUGUAAUUAUCCGUAGUUCUAAUUUUAUUUUUUUUUCCUCCAAAUUUCUAUGUUGUGAUCAAACACUCCAUUUCAUAAUUUAGAGAGCUUUAAGUCCAUUGAUUUCACCUACUGAAA